Messenger RNA from Pistacia vera, 2962 nucleotides. Its product is annotated as disease resistance protein RPM1-like. Bases 5 to 1309 code for a protein of 434 amino acids. The transcript is spliced from 2 exons. NCBI's taxonomy places the organism in Eukaryota, Viridiplantae, Streptophyta, Magnoliopsida, Sapindales, Anacardiaceae. The record is from RefSeq and is a predicted model, not a curated record.
UCUGAUGCAUGAGGUUAUCCGUGGAAAGGCCAAAUAUUGGGGCUUCUCUCAUUUUGUGAACAGAGAACACUCAAAUCUCUCUAGCAAAAUUCGGCGCAUUUCAAUACAAGGAAGUAUCGAUAGUGUUCUUGAGAGCAACAAGGACUCAAAGAUACGUUCUGUUUCUCUUUUCAAUGUUGGUAAGAUGCCUAACUCCUUCGUGACUACACUUAUCAUGGAUUUCAAACUUAUAAAAGUACUUGAUUUUGAAGAUAGUCCUAUAGAGUAUCUUCCUAAAGAAGUGGGGAACCUCUUUCAUUUGCACUACUUAAGUGUGAAAAAUACAAGAGUAAAUGUACUUCCCAGGUCCAUUGGUAAGCUUCUCAACUUGGAGACAUUGAAUUUGAAGCGAUCUCUUGUGAGUAUGCUCCCAGCUGAAAUCAAGAAUCUGAAAAAGUUGCGAUAUCUAGUGGCAUACAUUUCGGGCGAGUAUUGUAAUUAUGGAAGAGUAGUGAAGAUACCUGAGGGCUUUGGUUCUUUAAUGGAGCUGCAGAAGCUAUUUCUGGUGGAAGUUAACUUUAAGGAACUCAAAGAGCUUUCGAAGCUAAGGAAUCUGAGAAAAUUGGGAAUUAGGGUCACAAAUGGAAACGAGAAGGAUCCAUAUGCUUGCAUUGGAAAUUUGGAAAAACUUGUAUGUUUGUCUAUACAGGUGACUAGCAGAGAAGAAAUUCUUGAUAUAGAAUCGAUGACUUCUCCUCCUCCUUGUCUUGAGCGAUUGCACUUAAAAGGAAAUAUGAAGAAGUUGCCCGAUUGGAUUCUUAAACUUGACCAUAUUGAAAGAAUUAGUUUGGAAUUGUCAGGAUUAACUGAUGAUCCCCUUAGAGUCCUUAAAGACCUGCCUAAUUUAUUAGAUCUUAUGCUAUGGGACACAUGCCAUGAUGAGCGAUUACAUUUCAAAGAAGGUUGGUUUCCAAAACUAAAAAUUUUGGAACUCGUUGACUUUAAAGGAGUGGAAUUGAUGAUUAUAGAGAAAGGUGCAAUGCCUAACCUUGAAGACUUACGUAUUGGAUCAUGCCCUCGAUUGAAAGAGAUUCCAAUUGGAAUUGAACAUCUAAGAAACCUGAAGAUUCUUGUGUUUCGUCUUAUGUUGAAAGAAAUUUAUUAUAUGAUAAAAGACGAGAAGUGGAAGGAAGUUACUCAACAUAUACCAAAAAUCAGUGUCACUUUCAUAAUGAAAGGAAAAAUAUAUUAUCACACUACUAAGUAUCUCUCGUCUGUCUUGCCUGUGGAUUUUGAGAAAUAUAUUAAAGAAGUGGAGCAAAGUACCUAGUCCUCUCAUCUGUGAACAACAGAAGAUGUAUCUUGGAUUGUGAGAAAAAUCGUCCUCCACAUGAAUAAACCAGGUAAUUUCAAGAUUUUAUGUACUUCUUUCUUGUGAAUGGUGUGGUAUUGGUGGCGAUAUCUGGCAGUGUGUGAUUGUUGUAUUGUCGGGGUAAUGGUAGUAGAGACUAAGUAUUACUUGCAGUUGUUCAUGUAAUAUGUAAAAUACGUUUGAUUUAGCAUGUUUCUUCAACUUUUGAUUUGCUGAUGUUAUUGUAAUGGUUGUUUCGUUUGUUAAUUUACAUCUACCAUGUUGGGAUUUUUCUCGUUCAAUGAAAGUUUAUCGGUGGCUACUUCCAUUCGAAAGUAUGCCACCUUUGCCAGUAGUAAAUAGCUCUCCUGAUUCACCAUGUUUCCAUUUAUUCGGUCAGUUUUAUUCCAUGAACUUGCAUCUGCAUAUACUUGAUUUAAUUAUUUUAUGUCAUGAGUUUUGCCUAUUCCAUUUUCUUUUUGUUGGCUUAAAGAUAUUUUCUAAAUCUUUAAUAUCAAGAAUUUUCGACGAAAUAGAAAUUUAAAUACUUAGUUUGGCAGCUGAGAAAUUGUGGGACAAGUUAAAGAAAGUAUAUAUCUGCUCUACUAGUUUUGGAUUUUUUUUGCAAGUUUGUAUUGUAUAUAGAAAAACAGAGUCCCCUGUUUUCCUCUGUUCCCUGUUAACCAAACCCUCACAAAUUUCUCCCAUCCAGAACAUCUUCUAGUUUGAGAUGGCUUGCCAGAUGUGAGAGACCUGUACCUGGUGUUACUCACUCAACGAUUAAAAAUUUUGUCUUAAAGAAACAUUCUUCUACAAUAAAAGGUCUAACCGCAAUGACAUUAUAGGAGACUAUAUAUCCCCUGCACUAAAUCAGAUAUAUUAAUUCAUUAUUAAUCAAAAAGUAAGGUGCCUUGUUAAGACCACACUUGCCGAUAAAGUUUUCCAAAGCGAAGCUGUGAAAAGGAACUUUGAAUGCAAGGCUUGGAUCAAUGUUGGAAAAUAAUACACUAGAAAAGAUAAAUUAAAGACAAUUAUACAAGAAUUUUACCGUCUAACAGGGUCCACUCCGGGGGGAUAGAAAAAAUGAAUGAGAAGGAUCUAAUCAUCACAUUAUGCUCAUAAAACGGAACAGGGGCAGUGCUGGUUUCGUACCAUUUUUAAUCUGUCAUGUUUGCAUGCUUGAACCUUUACCUCAUUACAAGGCAUGGCAACUUUUUUGCACAAAGGCAUUUGGCAGUGAGGUGGGUUCUCCCCCAGAAUUUGAAAAAUUGUCCCAAGACAUCCUUGCAAAAUGUGAAGGUCCACCACCAGCCGUGGUUGCGGUAGGUGGUCUUCUGUAAAACAAGAUCUAGUUUGUCUCUGAAUGGCAAAAUUUAUUUAAUGUACUCGGAUCAAAGUUGGGAGGCGAUCCCAUCUAAAAGAUUGUAAUAGAGUUUUAUAUGAAGGUUAUUAUGAUGAGUAAUACUGCACUCACUAAUACUUCUCACUAACCAUCUUACUAACCUUUGUUAAAAUCACAUAUGGUAUCUGAAUUAUGCAUAUAGUACCCAUACUAUACUUUAGGUUAGUAUGCUAAUUAGUAAAAUUCGUUAAAAUCACAUAUGGUAUCUGUACUAUACGUAUGAUACUCAU